GUGCCUUAGUAUAAAGUAUAAACCCUAGUAAUCGUUUUUCUCGGAGUUAGACAGAGAGGGUUCCCUUUCCAGUGACAGGCAAUAGCUGCAAGCAACUCAAUCUCAGAGCUUAAGCAAUGGCGGCGAAGAAGCAUGACGCCGGAGACACCAAAAAGAGAAAGCGACUCAAUACUGAAACUCACGAAGCUCCCAAGGCUUCGAAGCUCGUUGCCUCAAAGAAGCACAAACCAGACUCCGUUGCUAAAGACAACAAGAACAAGAAGACGGCUCCUCUUACCGGCCGAGAACGUCGUCUUCAUUCCAAGGAACUAGCAGAUGCUAGAAAAAAGAAGAGAAAGCGACAUUUCACUCUUGAGCAAGAGCUUGCACGUCUAUGGGAAAAGAUGAGACGUCAUGAGAUUGCUAAAGAGGACAGAGCUAAGCUAGUGACUGAAGCUUUGCAAAAGAUGAAGGGGAAGAUUCCAGAGAUUGCGGGCUCUCACAUCUCAUCUCGGAUUCUUCAGACAUGUGUCAAGCAUUGUUCACAAGCUGAAAGAGAUGCAGUAUUUGAAGAGCUUCAGCCACAUUUUCUAACUCUAGCAUAUAGUGCAUAUGCUGUUCACUUAGUGAAGAAGAUGCUCGACAACGCUUCCAAGAAACAACUAGCAGGCUUUAUCUCCACUCUCCAUGGUCAUGUUGCUCCUCUUCUUCGCCAUAUGGUUGGAUCAGUUGUUGUUGAGCAUGCUUAUGAGUUAGCAAAUGCUGCACAGAAGCAAGAACUGCUUUCGGAAUUAUACUCUACGGAACUUCGGUUGUUUAAGGAUCUAGUCUCAUUGAAAGAGAGCAGAUUAUUAGAUGUGAUGUCCAAGUUGGGUCUACAGAAAGGUUCAGUUCUGCGACAUAUGGCAUCAGUGAUUCAGCCAAUUUUAGAGAAAGGGAUAGUUGACCACUCUAUUUUACACAGAGUCUUACUUGAAUAUUUUAGCAUUGCUGAUAAGUCAUCUGUCACAGAUAUAAUCCAACAGUUAUCAAGUCCACUCAUUGUUAGAAUGAUUGGUACGAGGGAUGGAGCUAAAAUUGGAAUUCUUUGUGUAAAAUAUGGGAAUGCCAAGGAAAGGAAGAAGAUUAUCAAAGGAUUGAAGGGGCACAUAGACAAAACAGCUUAUCAUCAAUAUGGGUGCAUGGUGCUGGUUUGCAUCCUUUCAGUUGUUGACGACACCAAACUGAUAACAAAGGUUAUCAUUCGUGAGCUUCAGUCAAUUUUAAAGGAGCUUGUUCUAGAUAAGAAUGGAAGGCGUCCCUUACUCCAAUUACUACAUCCUAAUAGUUCACGUUAUUUCAGUCCUGAUGAUCUUGCUUCUCUGAAUUUAUCUAUACCUUCUCUGUCUCUCAAGGAUCAGUCAGAAGCAAGCUCUCUGACAGAAACUUCGAAGGUUUCACUUGGUGACAAGGAAUCCAAGGAUGACAUAGAGUUGGCAUUGAACGAAGUUAAUAAAGAUAAAACUUCUGUGGAUGAUUCUGACUUAGCUGAGAGUGGGAAAAAAGACCCAUUUGUCAGAAGGCAGGAGCUGUUGAUCAAGAGUGGGCUUGCAGAUAGUCUUCUUGAUAUAUGUAUUGAGAGCGUGGGAGAACUGAUUCAGUCAAAUUUUGGCAAAGAGGUCUUAUAUGAGGUUGCAACAGGGGGUUCUGAGGGCAUAAUGCACCCAGCUUUAGGUGAUAAGAUAAAUUCCCUCCACAAUGCAGUAGCUUCUCUUGCAGCAAUGCCUAAAUCAGAAGAUUCACAAGAGGAGCAUGUCCUUGAAAAUUUCCAUUCAAGUCGCACCAUUAGAAAACUGAUUUUGGAUUGCCCCAACUUUGCUUCCACCUUAUGGGAAAAAGCUUUAAAAGGGAAAAGUGAGUUAUGGGUGCAUGGCCACAGCUGUAAGGUUAUUUCUGCAUUUUUGGAAUCACCAGACCCGACUGUACAAAAACUUGUUAAAAAAGAGCUACAGCCUUUAAUUGACAAUGGAAUUCUCAAAAACCCAAAGCCUAAAGAACAAGCAAACCAAUAAUUGUCGUGUAUGGAGAAGGAAACUAUAUCUCAAAUGGACAGGUUUGCUCCACGAUAUCAGUAGCCAAGUUAUGACAUGGAGGCAGUAGCGAAGCUUCAUUUCUGAGUUAAAAGGCACAAACUAAAUUUGAUGAGAAAGCUGCUGUCGUAAUUUUGACAACCAGAAGAAACAAUGACAUUACUUGAUGUAAUGAUCUACUUUUGCAUAUUUUCAAAAUGCAGCAAUUUUGCAACACAGGGAGUGUUACCGGUCUAUUGUAACAUGUAUGCGUUUACGUUCUUAUUGUGUUCAGCUGUUUAAUUUGAUUUUUCAAGCUAUGUUGGCCGUUAUUUUUAAUUAAUCAAUGCAUUUUUUACUCUUGGAGAUUCUAAA
Molecule: messenger RNA, 2402 nt
Organism: Glycine soja
Lineage: Eukaryota; Viridiplantae; Streptophyta; Magnoliopsida; Fabales; Fabaceae
Product: pumilio homolog 24-like
Exons: 17
Coding region: 117-2030 (637 amino acids)
Biological process (GO): regulation of translation
Cellular component (GO): nucleolus
Molecular function (GO): mRNA binding
Source: RefSeq, a predicted model, not a curated record